AUGGCCGUUCUUCAAUCCCUGCCUUCUUUCUCCGACAACACGGAUUUCGAGAACGCUUCUCGCGGGCUUGUCGGUACUUUGAAACCAUGUGCCAUCAAAAACACGGCUGGUCGCGUGAUCUGGAAUAACGAUGACUAUGACUUCAUGCAGGGCAAGUGUCCUGCGACAGCGGACCCCAAGCUCUGGCGCCAGGGACAGUUAUGUUCAAUGCAAGGUCUGUUUAAAGUAACCGAAGGUAUAUACCAAGUGCGCGGCUUUGAUCUUUCCAACAUAACCUUUGUCGAGGGCUCGAGCGGCAUCGUCGUCAUCGACCCCCUCACUUCAGUGGAAUGCGCCGCCGCGGCUCUGCAGCUCUAUCGCUCCCACCGGGGUGAUCGACCAGUCAAGGCCUUGAUCUAUUCUCAUUCGCACGCCGAUCACUUUGGAGGUGCACGGGGGAUCCUCGCCGCGAGUGCAGACCCCUCUAUCCCAGUCAUAGCCCCGGAGGGGUUCAUGGAGGAAGCUACCAGCGAGAACAUCUACCUUGGUGACGCCAUGCGCCGACGAGCUGCAUAUAUGUACGGAAUACGACUGCCUAGAGCUGCCGACGGGCAAAUUGGGUGCGGGCUUGGGAUGGCAGUUUCCAAUGGAAUCACAUCGCUCAUCCCGCCAAAUGUCACCAUCUACGAGACGGGAGAGACACGCACCAUCGAUGGGGUACGGAUCGAGUUCCAAAUGGUUCCUGGGACGGAAGCGCCUGCCGAAAUGAACUUCUUCUUCCCGGAUCACAACGCUCUGCUCAUUGCCGAGUGUGCCACACAUUGCCUGCACAAUAUUGUCACCCUGCGUGGCGCACUGGUGCGUGAUGCCAAGGCUUGGGCUUCGUACCUUGAUGAGACGCUUGUUCUGUAUGGGGACAGGUCAGAUGUGCUAUUCGCUAGUCACCAUUGGCCGACAUGGGGGAAGGAGCAGCUGAAGACCUUCAUGGAGGAACAACGCGAUCUCUACGCCUAUCUUCAUGAUCAGACCAUUCGCAUGAUGAAUCUGGGGAUGACGGGGACCGAGAUUGCGGAGAAGAUUACUCUCCCUCCUUCUCUGGAAGCGGCAUGGCAUGGUCGUGGGUACUAUGGCUCAAUUAGCCACAAUGUCAAAGGCAUUUAUCAGCGCUACAUGGGCUGGUUCGAUGGUGACCCCGUUCACCUGUGGGAGUAUCCCACCGCUGAGCUCGGCCAGCGAUAUGUUGACUGCAUGGGCGGGGUUGAUGCCGUUGUUCAGAAAGCCGCCCACUACGCAGAAACCAAAGACCUGCGCUUUGCUGCGACUUUGCUGGGCCAUGCCGUUUCCGCAAAGCCCACACACCGAGCAGCAAGACUCGCACUAGCAUCGGUCUUUGAUAAGCUCGGUUUUGGGUGUGAGAAUGCAACAUGGCGCAAUUUCUAUCUGACUGGCGCGAUGGACAUGCGGUCUUCUCUGACUGAGAGUCCUAAAGCACAACCGAGCUUUGAGAUCAGUGGACAGCUAUCAACAGAGGAACUGCUAACGCUUUUGUCUGUUCGGUUGGAUGGGCUGCGAGCUGCGACGGAGAGUUUUGUGAUGGACCUGCACCUUACUGAUGAAAAGAAGCGGUUGCGCUUGAUCCUAAAGAAUGGUGUUCUGACUGUCCGCAACACUGUUGAGCAAACCGGUUUCGCUGGUGAUGCCGCUGGCCUCACCAUGACUCUCACCAAAGCCGAGUUUGUGGCCGUUCUCAAUGGACAGGCCGAUGCCUCUGGAAAGUCAGUCGGUGACGUGCGGAUUAUGGCUAAACUGGUCGAGUUGACGAACCCAGUGAAGAAAGUCGCAAGUUCUUUGUAA
Penicillium riverlandense is the source of this 1833-nucleotide messenger RNA. RefSeq names its product alkyl/aryl-sulfatase. Gene Ontology annotation, biological process: dodecyl sulfate metabolic process. NCBI's taxonomy places the organism in Eukaryota, Fungi, Ascomycota, Eurotiomycetes, Eurotiales, Aspergillaceae. The record is from RefSeq and is a predicted model, not a curated record. Gene Ontology annotation, molecular function: linear primary-alkylsulfatase activity; protein dimerization activity. The coding region runs from base 1 to 1833 and encodes 610 amino acids. The transcript has a single exon.